AUGGCCAAACCACAACAAAGAAAGUCCAGACAAAAGUCUACCCGCCGCGCCCAGGACGCGUUCCAGCUUGCGGAAAAGCAGGCGAAUGGCGAGUCCUCGGACGAGGAUGACGACAGGACGUACCGCGGCAAUAGUGCCAUCGUGAACUCGCGCCGCUUCACCGGCGAAAACGACGAGGAAGCCGAAUUUGAGGACGAAGAGUUGGACUCUGACGAGGCGUUGGGCUCCGAGGAUGACUACGACGUGUUGUCCUCGAAGUUCUCACAGACCAUCAGAGACAAGGCCAAGGCCAAGAAGGACGCCAAAAAAGAAGCGCGCAAGGCCGGUAAACCGUUAUCAUUGGAUGAAGAGUCCGAUGAGGAGCUCUACGACAGCGUGGAUGAGUCUGAGUUUGUUUCGUUAUCCGAGGUGUGGGAUAGAGACGAGAAGGACUUGGCCAGCUCCAAAGCCACGGGACAGGACGUUGUGUUAAAUGACGACUGGGAAAGUGAGGAGAGUGAAAGUGAGGAAAGUGAGGAGAGUGAAAGCAACGAGAGUGAGAACGACGAAGAGGAAGAGGAAGAUUCUGAUUCCGAUGAUUUGAAUGACUCCGACGUGGAUCUCACCUCCACCGUGGCAAAGCUUUCUGGAGUCACCAAGACCCGCAAGGCCAAAAAAUUCCUCACCACCGUUGGUCUUGAGGAAAACGAAUUCAACCUCCCAACAAACGGAAAGAAGCUCUCGCUCAAGGACAUGAUGUCUGUAGUGGAUGCGUCCACGCAGAAAGAGGCGAUUUUGAUCGACAAGGAGGAGGAAAAGUCACAGGCGUUGGCCGUGCCGUUGCCGAAACGGAUCCAGGAGCGUAACGAGCGCCUGGUAGCGUACGAGUUAUCCAAACAGGAGGUAGAUAAGUGGGAGGAUACAGUCAAGCAGAAUCGCAGAGCCGAGGUGUUGCAGUUCCCCAUGAACCCAGAACCGGCUGUCUCGGUUCCAUCGGCGUUUACGCCAAACUCUAUCCACGAACCGCUUACGGAGUUGGAGCACAAGGUAAAUGACUUGUUGAAGGAGUCGCUCUUGUUGGACGACAAGAAGGAGCAGCAGUUCGAGGACUUGGCGACGGCAAAGAUCCCGAUCGAGGAGAUGAAAAAACGCCAGGCGGAGUUGAGGUUGAUGCGCGAGUUGAUGUUCCGCGAGGAAAAGAAGGCCAAACGUGUCAAGAAGAUCAAGUCCAAGGCGUACCACCGCAUCAAGAAGAAGGAGUUGGCCAAGACGCAGGGCUUGGUUGAGGGCUCCGAUGACUCUGACGCCGAGGAGCACGAUAUGAAGCGCGCAAAAGAGAGAAUGUCGUUAAAACACAAGAACAACUCCGCAUGGGCCAAAAACUUGGUCAAGUCGGGUUUAUCCAAGGACAAGUCGAACAGAGACGAGAUGGAAGAGAUGUUGAGACAGGGCGAGAAGCUCAAGGCCAAGAUUUUGGGCUAUCGCGAGGGUGAGCAGAGCGACGACAACGUAUCAGACCUUGAGAGGGACGAUGUUUCAGAUAACGAGGAGCGCGGUGGCUUGGGCAAGGGUGUAAUGGCGAUGGACUUUAUGAAAAACGCCGAGAAGCGUGAGCGCGAUGAAAAUACCAAGACGUUAGAGUUGUUGAGAAAGUUGGAAGCCGACGGGGACAUUGAGGGGUUCGAGAAGGAGGUUGAUGCGACAUCGAGAAAUGCCAACCAGGGGAGAAGAACGUACACCCCGAGCGCCGCCGCUGCCAGGGCCGCGACCAAUGAGUUCAACUCUCGGGUGGUGGAGGAGACAAAAGUGGAUGAAACCAAAUCAUUGAAGAAUAAGUUAUCUGCAAAGUUCCAGGCUACGCCGGAGGCGGGUCAGGAGGCUGCGCCGAUUGAAGAAAAGGCGGAUGCCGCCAAUCCGUGGAUGGCUGGCGGCGAGACCCACCAGAGAACAUCCAAGAUCACGGUGGUGGACAAGUCCUCUUCCAAGACACUGAAGCAUGGUGCAAAGAUCGCCAAGAAGGGCAAGAGAACCGCGGCACAGGUCGCGUCCGAAGACGCGUUGAUCGACAUGGACCAGACAUUGAAGAUCCAGGACCCGCUCGCAGACGACUCCGAUGAGGGCGAGGCGAUGAUGUUCAAGCAGAAGAGCUUGAUCAAGCAGGCGUUUGCGGGUGACGACGUGGUCAGCGAGUUCCAGGCGGAAAAGAAGAAGGUCAUCAAGGACGAAGGCGAUCAAAAGGAAGACAUGACACUUCCGGGCUGGGGCGGCUGGUGUGGUGGGAACAAAAAGAACAAGAAGAAGAAGGUGGUCAGGACGAUCCAGGGUGUGGUCCAGGCCAACAACCGUAAGGAUAAGCACAUGAAGAACGUCAUCAUCAAUGAGCGUGUCAACAAAAAGAACUUGAAGUACCAGUCGGGUGCCGUUCCGCAUGGUUUUGAUAAUAGCGAGCAGUACGAACGGUCUUUGAGAAUGCCAAUCGGCCAGGAGUGGACCAGCAGAGAGACCCACCAGAGAUUGACAAUGCCGCGUGUGGUGGUCAAGCAGGGUCGGGUUAUUGAUCCGUUGAACGCGCCGUUUAAAUAA
Babjeviella inositovora NRRL Y-12698 is the source of this 2562-nucleotide messenger RNA. RefSeq lists its product as uncharacterized. The record is from RefSeq and is a predicted model, not a curated record. The coding region runs from base 1 to 2562 and encodes 853 amino acids. Gene Ontology annotation, cellular component: small-subunit processome; nucleolus. Gene Ontology annotation, biological process: rRNA processing. Lineage: Eukaryota; Fungi; Ascomycota; Pichiomycetes; Serinales. The transcript has a single exon.